AUGACGACUAAGACCAUCCAUGGGAACUCGCAAUUCCAGAAGCCCUCCUCUCUACGCUGGACGUGGGAGUCACCCGGUGGAGGCUACCGUAAUGAAAUAGACCACAUCAUCGUCAAUAAAAUUUUCUGCCUGACGGACGUCGCUGUUGUACCAAAGUUCUAUACGGGAUCGGACCAUCGCCUUCUCCGAGGAAGAUUUCCCUUCACAAGGAGAGAAGAGAAAGCCGCCAAGUUCAGAGAGAGAAAUCCUAGAACUAUCACUAACUGGGAUCUCUUCGCUACCUUAGCCGGCUUUUGGGAAGAUUCCGCAAUUUACAGCAUCGACGAUGAAAAUAAGCGGUUCGUUGAACACCUUCCCGACUGCGCGAAGAAGGCUGAGAGUUUUAAAACUACCAAGAGACGUCUGUCUCUUGAAACUCUUGAGCUGAUACGCCAGCGUGGAGCAGCACGAACCGCAGGGAACCAAGAACUCACGUCCAAGCUCGCAAGGCUUUGCAGAGAGGAGAUAAAGGAAGACCUUAAAGGGAGAAGAGCAGAAGUACUGGCAGAAGCUGCAGAGGCGGGGAAAAUAUAUCGCCCGAUAUACCCGUCGAGACUUCGUUAA
Necator americanus (New World hookworm) is the source of this 603-nucleotide messenger RNA. RefSeq lists its product as uncharacterized. Lineage: Eukaryota; Metazoa; Nematoda; Chromadorea; Rhabditida; Ancylostomatidae. The transcript has a single exon. The record is from RefSeq and is a predicted model, not a curated record. Bases 1 to 603 code for a protein of 200 amino acids.